GUCAAUAGUUAUGGUUUGUGUCAAAAAAUUGAUGCAGUAUCUUAUUAAACGAAAUGAUUUAGAAAAUUCCUGAUAAAUUUGAGGUGGUAGUUGAUGGCUGUUGUCCUUUUCGUUCGAAAUAUUUAGUCAUGAAGUUCAAAUUUUAAUAUGUCAAAUGAAUCAGCCGGAUGGAAAAAUGCUGUUAUUCAAUCCUUUGCUGGAGGAAGUGCAGGCUUUAUCGAGGUCGCCCUGAUGCAUCCUUUGGAUCUGGUCAAAACGAGAAUGCAACUACAGAAAGGCCCAAUAAAAAAGAACGACCCGAACUACUACACCGGCAUACUGGACUGCUUUCAAAAACUGCAAAAGCAGGAGGGCACCUUGGCUUUUUGGAAGGGGCUUCUACCACCUCUCAUCGUCGAAACUCCGACCAAGUCUAUCAGAUUCACUGCGUUUCAUCAUUAUAAGAAGAUUUUCUCUAGAGGAAAGGAACCGAAUUUGUUGACCUUCAUGAUGAGCGGCUAUUGGGCAGGCAUCACAGAAUCCUUCGUGAUAUGUCCUUUCGACGUGGUCAAAGUCACGCAACAAUCAAAUAGAGGUCACAUUUCUCACACUCCAUCUUCAUGGAAAAUGGCUGGUAUGAUCAUACAAGAGGGAGGAAUUUUGGGCAAGAGAGGCAUAUACAGAGGUUUAGGUGCCACCCUGUAUCUCCACAGCGUCUUCUGCGCCGUAUAUCUGGGAGUAUUUUAUUCGGCUAGGAGUCAUAUUCAUCAGACAGGGAAUCGUUUGGCCGACACUUUCGCGACUCUAGCUCUGGGAGUAGCUACUGGAAGCUUCGCCUGUUUGUUCAACACACCCUUUGACGUGGUCAAGUCCAGGAUUCAAGCGCCCCAACCGAAGAAAGUCAAAUACAGUAAUACGUGGCAAUCUAUCUUUGCGAUCGUCAAAGAGGAAGGGUUACCGGCCUUAUAUAAAGGUCUCUCGGCAAAGGUUUUAAGGCUCGGUCCGGGAGGUGCUAUAAUGAUCAUUGUGUUCGAAUCUAUACAAGACGUGUUGACUAGGAUAUUACUGAAAUAAAAUCAAUAAAACAGUU
Coccinella septempunctata (seven-spotted ladybird) is the source of this 1069-nucleotide messenger RNA. Its product is annotated as mitochondrial 2-oxodicarboxylate carrier-like. The transcript is spliced from 6 exons. The record is from RefSeq and is a predicted model, not a curated record. The coding region runs from base 148 to 1053 and encodes 301 amino acids. NCBI's taxonomy places the organism in Eukaryota, Metazoa, Arthropoda, Insecta, Coleoptera, Coccinellidae.